Ahaetulla prasina is the source of this 4014-nucleotide messenger RNA. It is a transcript of the gene JAZF1, whose product is annotated as JAZF zinc finger 1. The coding region runs from base 97 to 1062 and encodes 321 amino acids. The transcript has 5 exons. Lineage: Eukaryota; Metazoa; Chordata; Lepidosauria; Squamata; Colubridae. Gene Ontology annotation, cellular component: nucleus. The record is from RefSeq and is a predicted model, not a curated record.
CGGGAACAGUUACUGCUCAACGUGGCUCGGGUCUUAGGCUGCCGUUGCGGAGGCAGGCAGCGACGGCUGGGGUUGCCCAGCUGUUCGAGUGCGGCAAUGAUCCCUCCUCCCAGCUGCGCCUGCCUCAUCUCCCCCCACCCAGCAGCCCGUCCCUCCCCUCCGCCGCUCCCGACGCUGCAGCCGCCACCUCCUACUCUUCUUCCUCCCAACCCCCAGCCUCCCUCGACCGCUCGAUCUCCAUCUCCUCUCGCUGGCUCUCCCGUUCCCGCCGGCGGCCCUGGCAAAGUAGGCACCGCAAGGCGGAGGCGGGAGGAAUCUCCAUGCAACACCAUGACAGGCAUCGCCGCCGCCUCCUUCUUCUCCAAUACCUGCCGCUUCGGGGGCUGCGGACUUCACUUCCCAACCCUGGUGGAGCUCAUCGAGCACAUCGAAGACAACCAUAUCGAUACAGACCCACGUGUAUUAGAAAAACAAGAAUUACAACAACCCACAUACGUUGCUCUCAGUUACAUUAAUAGGUUUAUGACUGAUGCUGCUCGUCGUGAGCAGGAAUCUCUCAAGAAGAAAAUCCAACCUAAACUCUCCUUGACCUUAUCAAGCUCAGUGUCCCGUGGGAAUGUAUCUACUCCUCCACGUCACAGCAGUGGAAGCCUUACUCCACCCGUCACUCCUCCGAUCACCCCUUCCUCCUCAUUUCGUAGUAGCACACCAACAGGUAGUGAAUAUGAUGAAGAAGAAGUAGACUAUGAAGAUUCAGAUAGUGAUGAGUCCUGGACCACAGAAAGUGCUAUCAGUUCUGAAGCUAUCCUAAGUUCUAUGUGUAUGAAUGGAGGAGAUGAGAAACCUUUUGCUUGUCCUGUUCCUGGGUGUAAAAAGCGAUAUAAGAAUGUGAAUGGUAUAAAGUAUCAUGCCAAGAAUGGCCACAGGACACAGAUCCGGGUGCGGAAACCCUUCAAAUGCCGCUGUGGAAAGAGUUACAAGACAGCUCAGGGUCUGCGGCACCACACAAUCAACUUCCACCCACCAGUGUCUGCUGAGAUUAUCAGGAAGAUGCAGCAAUAAGAUGCUGGUCACAAAUGUGCCAAGGAAUACUCACCAGCAGUUGCUGAUUUUGAAGACAGCCACCUUCUCCUGGGAAGCAUUGAGCAACACUUUGAAGAAAUUAAAUGCAUGCUUUACAUUUUCCCCCCUGUAAUUUUGGAAUGACGUAUCUUUGUAGAGUUAAUGAUUUUGUACAUUUGCACAUGUAAUCAUCAUGCCCAUAUACAUUACUUUAAUAUAAAGGUGCUAAAAGCUACAGAUUUUUAAAAAGUAUUUUUCCGUCCCACCCCACCCCACCCAAAGGUGAAUUAGGGAACGUAUAUUUAGCUGUUCCACGGUAUUGAAUAAGGACGGGGGAGGAAAACUUGGCACUAGGAUAAUUUCCAAGAUUGUAAUGUGUUUGAAGAAAUUCAAUACAUCAGUUCCUAUGUGCUUGCAAAAACCAAAAGAAUUCCUUUAUCCACCUGGUUAAUAUGCCUUAUGUAACAGAGAUAUCUGUAGGAUAGCAAGGUUAUAGGUAUUGGAAUUAUAAAUAAGAGAAUGUUUAACAUAUUCGAAGAAUAUUUUCAUACUCAAAUAACAUACAUAAAAGGUGUGCUUGCUGUAUUUUAUAUUAUCUUGCAAAUUCUUUUAGUCUUUUGAAAUGCUGAAAAUUUUGCAGUGAAUUAGUAGAUCACUCUACCAUUAAAAUUCCUACGUCUAUCUGUACAGAACUUACGUUAUUUAAUGUUAACAAUCCACGGAAAUUUCUGAGGACUAACUUUUCCUGGUCCUGCUAUUGGCCUCUGCUAUCUAUUACUAGCAGAAACUUGGAAAUGAAGUGCAAAUUUUCUGAGAGAAAUUAAUCUUCAUCUUAGAUGGAGUCCUUAAAGCACUUUCUAGUUCUUCAUUGCCAACAAAUUUAAAUGUUUUAUGUUGCCAAUUCUUGCAACUAUCAUUGUUGCAAAUAAAAAAGAGGCAUAUUGUUAAGAGGUACAGUAUUUUAAGUUAAGGGAGGUUGUCGUUGUACCUUUGGAUUUUGCAUGUGUGUGUGUGUACAGAUAGACCUCGAUUUACAACCACAAAUGAGCCCAAAGGUUUUGUUGCAAAGCAAGAGAGUUGUUAAGCGAGUUUUGUCCCAUUUUAUGAUCUGACUUACAAGAGCUAAGUGAAUCACUGCAGUUAUUAAAUUAGUAACAUGGUUGUUAAGUGAACCUGGCUUCCCCAUUUACUUUACUUGUCAGGCAGUCACAAGAGGCUAUCACAUGACCUUAGCACAGUGGUUCUCAACCUUUAUAGUGCUGCGACCUUUAAUACAAUUCGUAUUUAUAAUACAAUUUGUACCUUUAAUACAAUUCCCCAAGAUGUGGUGAUCCCAACCAUAAAAUUAUUUUCGUUUUGAAUUUAUCACGCCUGAAGCCGUAUUGGCUAGCGAUCUGAACUGUUUGCGAUUGCCUUGAGGACGGAGGCGUUAAAGCAGAGACUCCUCCCCUAUUAAGUUUAUCGCGUCUGAAGCCAGAUUAGGCUAGUGAUUGGGAGUGAUUGCAGCUGGCUUGAGAGGGAGAUAUCAGAGCAAAGAUUUCUCUCUUUUUUAAUUCAUUGUGCCUGAAGCCAAAUUCGGCUAGCGAUUUGAAGAGCCUGCAGCUGGCUUGUGGAGUCAACCAUUGGAGCGCGAUUCUUCGACUUGCAAGUAUACUUCCCAUAUUUCCGAUGGUCUUAGGCGACCCCUGGCAAAUCGUCCCGACCCACAGGUUGAGAACUGCUGCUUAGCACAUUGCAGCCAUCACAAAUACAUACCAAUUGCCAAGCAUUCAACUUUUGAUCAUGUAACUAUCGGGAUGCUGAAAUGGAUGUGUGGAAAAGUCAUAAGUCACUUUUUAAAGUGUCAUUAUAACUUUGGUCACUAAACGAAUGGUCGUAAGUCAAGGACUACUUGUAAUAUAUAUGCAAUAUUAUGUAUAUGUAGAUGUGUGUGUGUUCACACACACACACAUAAAUGUGUAUACAUACACAUGAUGUGUGUGCAUGUACACACACAAAUAAACUUAUUGUAUGUGAUGUAUUCUACAGGUUAGCAUUACAUUUCUUUAUGAACUGUGAGACAUGAGCCUUACUAAAAUGAAGCACUUUUUGAAGCAGGUAAUUCCAAGAUAGACUUCUAACACAGAGUUCCUUAGGUCUAAAACCAUACCUGAAUGCUUCAUUUAUUUGAUGCUCUCCUGCCUUCAGCAUUCUCUUGUUUAAAGUUAUAGUUAAUAGUUUUAGUAUGCAAAAGCUAAGUUAAUACUAACUUGGGAGCUUGUCUCCCGCAUGAGACUAUUUUAAGUUUUUCAGAUAAUCCUUUUCUGUGUAUUUUGUAUUUAUAUAUAAAUGACAUGGGAAAUACAAGUCUCUUUUCUUUUAGAUUAGAACAUGUAUAAACACUGAGUGGGCAAAGAUUCUUCACUAAGAAAGAUUUUUUCCAACUAAGAUCUCUCAUAAUGAGGGUUUGAGAAGAUAAGCUUCUUUUAGACAAGUUACCCUACACCCACCUUCAGAAAAGUCUAUGUACUAGCAUCAGUAAUAGUUUGAUGUAACAGUAUAUAAUAUAACAAUCUAUUGCUAUACUUAAAGCUUUAUAUCCAUCUUCUAAUAUUUUGACUUCAUUUAAUUGUGCUCUCAGUAAAAAGUACUGAGUAACCUAACCGUUAAAUAAUGUUGCAUGUCAGUUCUUUCCACUAUUACAAUCCAUUACUAUCUACAUAGUCAUUGUGGCAGUAUUAAACAGACGGAAAUGGGACUAUUUUAUUAUACUGUGUAUAGUGAGUGUAUUGUACUGUGUCUGUGAAAAUGUGCUUUAAAUUAUAUUUUCUUAUAUUUUGCUGGGGACAAGGUUCAUUAAGUUUGGAAGUCACACAAAGUUUGUUUUAGAACUGAGCACCAUAAAAUGUAUUGAAAUUUCUUUCCAUAAAAGCUGCUUACAAAUGUUAAUCAAAUCACAUUUAAUAAAUUGCC